Soboliphyme baturini is the source of this 372-nucleotide messenger RNA. NCBI's taxonomy places the organism in Eukaryota, Metazoa, Nematoda, Enoplea, Dioctophymatida, Soboliphymatidae. The record is from the annotation of a GenBank genome assembly.
AUGCUGAGGAGGCCCAACAAAGGCGCGUUGGAAAUAUUCAAAGUUAACGCGAAAUCUCCGAAAGGAUGCGAUUCGACUGAAGAUCGACAGAUGCGAAUAGUUGGUCGUUUCGUUAACGAAGCAGUACUCUGUUUGCAGGAAGACAUCAUUUCGACUCCGGUAAGCGGUGACAUUGGAGCUGUCUUUGGUCUAGGCUUUCCUCCGUUUUUGGGCGGGCCCUUCCGAUUUGUUGAUCAAUAUGGAGCGCAGCGUUUUAUAGACACCAUGAAUAGAUUCAAAGAAGCGUACGAUGACGCACCUGAAUUCGAGGUAUGUGACCUCAUAAGCGAUCACGCAAAGAACGAACACAAACGUUUUUACGCUGCUGAGUAG